CCUGCCUGUCAGUCAGCGUAUGAUGGAGAUGUGCACCUCCUCUAUAAGCUCCUCCACCAUGACUCCUCCCACCUGAACGUUCAUGACCGUCAAAACGGGGACACGCCUCUCAUCGCGGCCUGUCGCCACGGUAACCUGAGGGCGGUCCGGUACCUGCUGGACAACGGGGCCGACGUCCAGCUGACCAAUGAGAAACAGAGGACGUGUCUUCACUAUGUGUCCAAGAGGAGCUUCUCUCUGAUGGACUACCUCAUGAUCACACUCCUCAUGCCCAUCAUGCUGCUGGGGUACUUCCUCCUGCUACAGAAACAGAGGCAGAGCGUGUCUCUGAUGAAGGCGGUGCUGAGCAGCAACGUCAACGUCGAUGCUGUCGACUAUAAGGGAAACACAGCUCUUCACUACGUCUGUCAGAUGAAAAGUCACCGUCUGGUUCCUCUGCUGCUGAAAAGAAACGCUGACACAAACGUCCAAAAUAACGAUGGAGAAACACCGCUGGAUAUCGCCACCAGACUAAAGUUCAAGAAGAUCGUCCACAUGCUGAAGAAGACACAGUGAGAGACAGACAGACAGAAAGACAGGAGGACAGACAGACAGGAGGACAGACAGACAGGAGGACGGACAGACAGGAGGAUUGGAAGACAGCGAAAAUGUGCAGAAAGAUUUCAGAAUAUAAAUAAAUAAUUUAAGAAGAGAAACAGCAUUUAUGAUGGAGAACAAAUGCUUUUAUUUUGAAGGCUCCUGAAUGACAAAAAAUUGUUUUUAAGACAUCGCGCUCUGGUUGUUAAAAUGUU
Molecule: messenger RNA, 791 nt
Organism: Anarrhichthys ocellatus (wolf-eel)
Lineage: Eukaryota; Metazoa; Chordata; Actinopteri; Perciformes; Anarhichadidae
Gene: ankrd22
Product: ankyrin repeat domain 22
Exons: 5
Molecular function (GO): protein binding
Source: RefSeq, a predicted model, not a curated record